GAAACACUGUGACAAGAUCACAUCUAAGCGUUAGAUUCCUCGGCUUGAUUAGAACUUUUCGUUGCAAAACCGAGCUAACUAGUAUUCACUUAUAACUAAAUCAAUACAAAUGCCACGCAGAGCAUGCAGAAAAAAUACAUUCCAUUAAUACUUCUUAUCCUAUUGCCUACAAUCGCCAACUUUACCUCAUCCUAUUUUCUAGCGACAUCCAAUAAACCACAUUUCAAGCCGGAAGAUUCCCAAUUAUUCCUUCAGGAUGGCCAUAAAAAGUCCCGAAAGAUCAAUGGAUGUAGUGUCCCGGAAUGGAAUACUAUUAGGCUAGAAGAUGUUCCACAUGCAGCAAACUUGCAAAAAUGGGCAAAUCUUGGACCUGUCGAAUCUAAAAAUUCCCUGCGUGGAGAAGCUCGUCUCAUUUCAGCAUUUGUGUACAAAGACCAAAUAUCAAUUAUCAUUACCAAGCAACAUAUUGAAAAGUAUGACGUCACCUGUCUCUACUAUGACUGCAAACGGCGGGAAAUUGCCAACUCAUCUUUUCCAACUCAAACAGCUCCAAUGUCUGUUGUCACAUGUCCACGAAGAGUUGGAGUAGAAUUUGUAAGCGUCAGCUUCACCGAUAACCAUGUCCCACAUGAGCCAAUUCCAUUAAUUUAUAGAGCUUAUAAUGAACCAAUUUACGAAUUGGCGGUUUGUGUAGGCCCACUUUUCGGGACCGAGAGCAAGUGGCUCCAAAUUGCAGAGUCUGUCGAGCACUAUAGACUAUUGGGUGCCAAAUAUUUCUAUUUCACACUGUUCAACAUUAAUGAGUACGACUUUAAAAUUUUGAGCUACUACGCAAAGUUCGGGUACGCCGAGUAUACACAUUAUAUAACCCAGCAUAAAAAGUUGAAUUGGAAGGCACACUCAAUACAGACACAGGAAUGUCAUUAUCGAAGUCGUUUCCAUUCGAAAUGGGUGAUCAAUGUUGAUAUCGAUGAGCGGUUGGUGUGGACUCACUCUGACAGUUUGCUGCAUUUUUUGAGAACCCUCCCCCCAACAAUCGCCAAAAUAAAUAUUGCGACAAGUUCAGUUGAGAAGACAGGAAAAUCGCCGGCUAAAAUGCACAACUUCUCAGAGCUACACUCAGAAUUGAUGUUCUUGAAAUACAAUAAAACAGGCGAGAUAAAAUGGAGUAAUUUCAAGGGAAUGUAUCGACCCGAGAAAAUAUUCACAUUGUCUGGAAAUUGGUCCAAUCUGGAAGAAAAUUAUGUUCAUGUCAUGGUCAUGCCAAAACGAAUCGGUCAUUUUAGAAAAUACAAAAACACUGGUGCACAUCGCCCAGAAGGAUACUCGUUCAAGCACUCUUCAGAAGAAACUCGGUUGGAUCCAACUUUUGAAAACCAAUUAGCUACAAAUGUUUUGGAAAAAGUAGGCUACGUAUAUAAUCAACGAGGAAUUCGAUGCGAAGAGCUGCCGGAGAUAUUCUUUUCAGUUUUCACCAGAAAAGUGUUGGACUGUAAAUUUAAAAAUGAGACUAUGUCAUAAAUUGUUCAGAUUUGCUAAUAAAUUUAUUUGACAAAAAAAAAA
This is a messenger RNA of Caenorhabditis elegans, 1563 nucleotides long. RefSeq names its product Glycosyltransferase family 92 protein (gene gtnt-35). NCBI's taxonomy places the organism in Eukaryota, Metazoa, Nematoda, Chromadorea, Rhabditida, Rhabditidae. Gene Ontology annotation, cellular component: membrane. The coding region runs from base 124 to 1521 and encodes 465 amino acids. The record is from RefSeq and is marked reviewed. The transcript has 8 exons. Gene Ontology annotation, molecular function: glycosyltransferase activity.